GAAAACUCAAGACAGUGAGUGUGUUAAAAUAAUAUCAUAAACGUAUGAAUUUAUUGAAACUGCGUUCAACAUUUGGCACGUGUAAUUUGUAAACCUGGAAGUGGAAGAGAUGGCAUCCAAGGAAGAGGAUGUAAACAUGGAAACUGUAGAUGAGAUUGACGAGAACAGCAGUAAUCUUGGACAGUCAAGCCAAAAAAAAGUGUACCUUCCAGGAGAAAAACUGAACGAUGAUGAAGAACUAGUCUGCGAUGAAUCAGCUUAUAUUAUGUAUCACCAAGCACAAACAGGGGCUCCAUGCUUAAGUUUCGACAUUCUGCAAGACAGCCUUGGUGACAAUCGUGUGGAAUUCCCCAUGACGUGUUACACUGCGGCUGGCACUCAGUCACAGAGAGGUCACGUGAACAGCAUCAUUGUGAUGAAGAUGAGUAACCUACGCAAAACACAGAAGGAGAAGAAAGAUGACGAAGAUGAAGAAGAAGAAGAAGAAAGUGAUAGUGAAGAUGAAGAUGAAUUGCCAGAAAUGGAGACUGCACUUGUUAAACAUACCGGAAGUGUCAACAGAAUACGGACGACUGUGCUAGGAGACAAACACUUUGCAGCUACCUGGUCAGAGAAUGGCAAGGUUUACAUCUGGGAUCUCUCACGUCCAGUAAAUGCCGUCAACGACUCAAGCGUUAUGACUGUUUACACCCGGAAUGAGGAAUCUCCAGCCCCUGUUUUUGUAUUCGCAGGUCACCAAAUUGAAGGAUUUGCUCUCGAUUGGUGCAAGACAACUGAAGGACGGCUAGCUACUGGGGAUUGUAAGAAAAACAUUCACCUGUGGAAUCCACGUGAAGGAGGGACGUGGAAUGUAGACCAGAGGCCCUACACGGCACACACCGACUCUGUGGAAGAUAUACAGUGGUCUCCCAAUGAAGAUAAUGUGUUUGCCUCGUGUUCUGUGGAUCGCUCGGUAAGAAUAUGGGAUGCGAGAGUGGCCCCGAACAAAGCGUGCAUGCUCACAGUAAAAGAUGCACACACUAAAGACGUGAACGUCAUACACUGGAACAGGAACGACCCGUUCAUCGUCAGCGGUGGAGACGACGGCUACCUCAAAGUCUGGGAUCUCAGAGAGUUUAAGCAUGGGAAACCUGCAGCAACAUUCAAACACCACACAUCUCCGAUAACGUCGGUGGAGUGGCAUCCGACCGACAGUUCGGUGUUUGCUUCCUCGGGAGCCGACGAUCAGAUAACAAUAUGGGACCUGUCUGUGGAACCCGAUACCGAGAUGACCGAAUCGUCGGAACCCGAACCCGACGUCCCGCCACAGUUACUAUUUAUUCACCAGGGACAGAAAGACAUUAAAGAACUCCACUGGCAUUCUCAGCUGACGGGAGUCAUUCUGAGUACGGCAAGCAGUGGGUUCAACAUAUUCCGAACGAUCAGUGUGUGAUAAUAAAAAAGAAAACAAAACAUGUUUAUAAUCAUGAUGGUCUGUGAUGUAGUUAUUGGUUUGGUUCAGACAUGACUUUGGGUUUUAGCUCAACGUAAAACAUAACAAAAAAAAACCCAAACGUUUGUUCGCCUAUCAAAUGCUGUGGACCUCCGACACACACCCUACCCCCAUCUCUACACGAGUUACAUUUCAUAAUUAAUAAUAAUAACUUAUGAUAAAUAUAGUAAUACAGUGAAACUCCUCUAAACCGGACAGGCUCAGAACCAAGUAAAAAGUCCAGUCUUAAGAGGUAUCAGCUUUACAGAGGUUCUCGUCUGCACAGAUAUUUAAAAAGGGACCAUGAAAAACUUCCAGUUUUCAGAGAAUUCUGGUUUAUAGAGGGCCUGGUUUUGAGAGGUUUCACUGUAAUAAAUAAUAAUAAUAGUAAUACAUUUAUUUAUAUUAAAACCGAAGUAUAUAUAUACUUAAAUACUUCAUAUUGAUACUAAAUUGCAGGGUUGGGGACAAGGUCGAAAUAUAUUUUCUGUGAAAGAAUGACCCAACCCCUCUAAAACUGUCACUUGUCAUAGUCUAAAUCCCAUUCUACACAAUGCCUGCACUGUGCAUGGAAAGAAAUGUUUUAUUUAAUGAUACACACUACAUUUUAUUUACAGUUACAUGGUGUCGGACAUACGGUUAAGAACCACACCUGUAUUGAGAGAGGAAUUUGUGUUAAUAUUGUUAAUUAAUCCUAAACCCGUGAACAUAUUAAACAUUUUAAUUUUAACUUUCUUAAUUUUAGGCUCAAUAUUUGUUUUAUAAAAUUUAUUUUAUUUUUAUAUUUGAGCCAGUGGCUGAGUCUACUUAAUGCCACUGUAUUUAAGAAGAAAAAACCCUUUUAAUUUUACUUUUUUUAUCAAAAAAUGUAUCGGUUUCACAUCACCAUUUAAUUGUCAGUGCAUUUGUCAUUUUUCCCAUUUCGUGGUAUUUUGUAUGCAGCAUUUUUCUGGCUUUGUUUGAGUCUGAUCCACCAAGCCACUCUGUGUACAGCUGUUCAAUUCCAAUGACAUCAUUUGGUUCCAGUUUUCAGUGAGGAAUAAAGUUCACUAACUCUU
Molecule: messenger RNA, 2529 nt
Organism: Gigantopelta aegis
Lineage: Eukaryota; Metazoa; Mollusca; Gastropoda; Neomphalida; Peltospiridae
Product: glutamate-rich WD repeat-containing protein 1-like
Exons: 6
Coding region: 110-1432 (440 amino acids)
Molecular function (GO): protein binding
Source: RefSeq, a predicted model, not a curated record